AAACACCACCCUUCACAUAUAUAAGUCCCUUUCGUAAGGACUGCUACAUUUGAAAUAAAGUCAGGCUUCAUAUGUGGAUAGCUAGCUCUCAAAGCACAGAGUGAAUAUCACAUUGAAGAGAGUGAGAUAUGAGUUUCAAGAACAAAGAAUCGUUGAUACACCUUAUUGGCCUUGUGUUUCUCGUUGCGCAGUGUCUUUGCAUGGUCGAAGGCAAGGUCCAUUUCUAUGAGUUCGUUCUUACAGAGAAAAAUUUCACAAAGCUGUGUAACACAUCGAGAAUAUUAGUUGUAAAUGGCAGUAUUCCAGGGCCUGUAAUACGGGUUCACAAAGGGGACACAGUGUAUGUCAAUGUUCACAAUCACGGUCAUUAUGGGGUGACCAUUCACUGGCAUGGUGUAAAGCAACCAAGAAAUCCAUGGUCAGACGGCCCAGAAUACAUCACGCAGUGUCCUAUUGAACCAGGAUCAAACUUCACCUAUGAAGUCAUAUUUUCUACUGAGGAGGGAACUCUUUGGUGGCAUGCACAUAGCGAUUGGACACGAGCCUAUGUUCAUGGUGCCAUUGUCAUCUUGCCUGCUAUUGGAACAACUUAUCCAUUUCCCAAACCAGAUGAAGAAGAUAUCAUUGUUCUUGGUUCAUGGUAUAGUGGAAACUUAAAAGCCUUAGUGGAUGAUAGCCUAUAUUAUGGAAGUGACUUGCCACACUCUGUUGCUUUCACCAUAAACGGCGAACCAGGAGACUUGUGUCCAUGCUCCAAAGAAACAACAUACCAUCUAAAGGUUGAUCAAGGCAAGACCUAUCUUCUUCGUCUAGUCAACGCAAUUGUCGCUGCAGAUAUGUUCUUUGCAGUUGCUCAACACAAUCUCACAAUUGUUGGAAUGGAUGCACAUUAUAUCAAACCUAUAACUACUAGUUACAUCAUGAUAAGCCCAGGACAAACCAUGGAUAUCCUACUCACAGCAAAUCAAAGUCUUGGCCAAUAUUAUAUGGCUGCUCGACAAUUUUGGAGCCAAAAUGUAAAGGUUACAGUUUUCGACCAUGUCAAUACCACUGCAAUCAUCGAAUACAAGGGAAACUAUACCAUCCCAUCAUCUCCUUCCUUUCCAAGUACACUUCCCAUUUACAAAGACUUGAAGGCUGCCAUAGAAUUCUCAAAGAAUUUUAGGAGCUUAGCAAGCAAAGAACAUCCAGUAAAUGUUCCCCUAAACGUAACCACCAAAAUGUAUAUAACACUUUCUAUAAGUGACAUUGCUUGCCGAAAUAGCACAUGUACAUCAAAAGGUAAUGGUACUGAUAUACUGGCUACAAGCGCGAAUAACAUAAGUUGGAGUAGUCCAAUUGCUACCAAUAUACUGCUUGCUUACUACAGAAAUAUUAGUGGGGUUUACACUACAGAUUUCCCAGACGAACCCCUUUAUUAUUUUAACUUCACAGCUGACGAUCUUCCAGAUGAUAUUGCAAUAACAGACCUUGGGACCAAGGUGAAGGUGUUGAAUUAUAAUGACGUAGUUGAGGUUGUUUUUCAAGGUACCAAUUUGAGGGAAGGCGCUGGGACUCAUCCAAUCCAUUUGCAUGGGUAUAGCUUUUACGUGGUUGGAACAGGUUUUGGAAAUUAUAAAGACGAAACUGACCCAAAAGAUUUUAAUUUGGUUGAUCCAGUCGAAGUGAAUACCAUCGCUGUCCCUAAGAAUGGAUGGCUUGCCAUCAGAUUUAUUGCAAACAAUCCAGGUGUAUGGUUUUGGCAUUGUCAUUUAGAUAGACAUAUGACCUGGGGUAUGUCAGCUGUUUUUAUUAUAAAGAAUGGAGACACUGCUGAGACAAGCAUCCGUGAACCCCCUCCUUACUUGCCUCCAUGCAAAGUUCCAUUACGAUCGUGGCUCCAAAACAAUGACGGAUCAAAUGAAAAAGAAAAUUAAUCCGAUUUUUCUCUUAAUGCAUUCAUCUUUAUCUACUUAUGUAAUAAUUUUGUUAAAUGUUUUAUUGCAUUAAUUAA
This is a messenger RNA of Quercus lobata, 1993 nucleotides long. Its product is annotated as laccase-15-like. The transcript is spliced from 7 exons. Gene Ontology annotation, cellular component: apoplast. Gene Ontology annotation, molecular function: hydroquinone:oxygen oxidoreductase activity; copper ion binding. Gene Ontology annotation, biological process: lignin catabolic process. NCBI's taxonomy places the organism in Eukaryota, Viridiplantae, Streptophyta, Magnoliopsida, Fagales, Fagaceae. The coding region runs from base 129 to 1916 and encodes 595 amino acids. The record is from RefSeq and is a predicted model, not a curated record.